Messenger RNA from Sungouiella intermedia, 1689 nucleotides. The record is from the annotation of a GenBank genome assembly. NCBI's taxonomy places the organism in Eukaryota, Fungi, Ascomycota, Pichiomycetes, Serinales, Metschnikowiaceae.
AUGGAAGCACUUGAGACUGUUCUCAAAUUCUUCUCUCUCGAGACCCUUGAUACCAGACUCAAUCCUCCGCAAGAUGAGGGGAGAAAGAAGCAGAUUAUCAAUCGUGCCAACCCAACGUCUCGAUGGUCAACCUUGGAGUUCAAGUUCUAUCUCGUGGUGUUCGCUGUGAUGGUACCGUUGAUGUAUAAGACAGCAAUGGAUGCUUCCAAUGAGACAAACCCAAACUAUCCUCGUUUUGAGCAUCUUCUUUCACAAGGGUGGAUGUUCGGGAGAAAGGUUGACAACUCUGACCAACAAUAUAGCUUCUUUAGAAACAACUAUUGGCUCUUGUGGGGACUUCUUGGUUGCCAUGUCGGACUAAGAAAAGUUGUUUCAAGUAUCACGCCACAUAAGCGGACCACUUUUGACUUUGUGUUCGGUCUAAUUUAUCUCUUUGCUUUACAUGGAACCAAUGUGGUUAAGAUUGCGUUCCACGUCUUCAUUAUGUAUGCAUUGGCAACCAGAAUCCACAACUCGAGGGCGUCAAGGAUCUGUUUAUGGGUUUACGGUGUUCUGUCGCUUUUCAUGAAUGAGAGAAUCCGCAAUUUAACGUUUAGUAUAGCCAUGAUUGACCAAGGGUUUCAUGGAGUCAUUUCCCGUUGGGAUGUUUUCUACAAUUUCACGUUGCUUCGGAUGCUCUCCUUUGGAUUGGACUAUUUGGAACGCAAAGAUAAUCCCAAGUCACAAGUCCUGGUGAUGCCAGAUGACCUUGACGAUCGUGCUAGACUAACAGCUCCCAUUCCAAUUGAAGAGUAUUCGUUCUUCAACUAUUUUUCAUAUUUGGGCUAUGCGCCAUUGUUUAUUGGCGGGCCCAUUAUUACUUUCAACGACUAUAUUUAUCAGUCCAACUAUUUCCAGGCCAACUCCACAAAGAAUGUGAAGCGAACUCUCAUUUAUGGUGCUAGACUUCUUUUCUGCAUUUUGGUGAUGGAGUUCCUUCUCCAUUUCAUGUAUGUGGUUGCAGUAUCCAAGACAAAGGCUUGGGAUGGUGAUACUCCAUUUCAACUCUCGAUGUUGGGCUUGUUCAACCUCAACAUUAUUUGGCUAAAGCUCUUGAUCCCAUGGCGACUCUUCAGAUUCUGGAGUUUGCUGGAUGGAGUUGACCCUCCAGAAAAUAUGAUCCGCUGUAUGGACAAUAAUUAUCUGGCUUUGGCGUUUUGGAGGGGCUGGCAUCGUUCUUACAAUAGAUGGGUGGUGCGCUAUAUAUAUGUUCCAUUAGGUGGCGGUGGUGGCCCAAAUGGAGGUGGAGGAUAUGCAACAAGAAUCGCCAAUUCUCUUUUAGUCUUCAGUUUUGUCGCUGUAUGGCAUGAUAUUGAGUUGAAACUUUUGAUGUGGGGUUGGCUCGUCGUCUUGUUUCUCCUUCCCGAGAUCUUUGCUACUAUGUAUUUCCGCAGGUAUGCUGGCCAGCCAUGGUUCCGCCAUUUGUGUGGAAUAGGCGCUGUUUGCAAUAUCUGGAUGAUGAUGUUGGCUAACUUGUUCGGUUUCUGUUUAGGUAAGGAUGGCACUAUGGCUCUAUUGAACGAGAUGUUUAGAACGGCUCAAGGUUUCAAGUUUUUUAUUCUCGCUUCGGCAACACUCUAUGUUGGAGUACAAGUCAUGUUUGAACUCCGUGAGGCUGAGAAACGAAGGGGAGUUGAUGUGAAGUGUUAG